UGCCCAUAGGUGUGAAUGGUUGUCUUUCUCUUUGUGUUAGCCCCGUGACGACUGGUGUCCACUCCAGUUUGUGUCCUGCCUCUCGGCCUACAACAGCUGGGAUAGGCUCUACCACCCCCGGGACCCUGACAAGCGGAAGCAGCAGAGGAUGGAUUUUGUCGAUACAGUUGGACAAAUGAAAACAUACAUUAUAUUUAUUGAAAACAUAAACUUGGUUUAAUAUAAGUAAAUUACAGGAUAUUCUCAAGUAGAAGAAUAACUUAUAUUUCUAAAUAAAAAGAGGCCUGAGUAAUUUUGUAAUCCAGCUGCUCUCCCUCGAUUUUCUGAUAGCUGUGGAAUUAUUAUUAUUAUUAUUAUUAUUAUUAUUAUUGUUAUUAUUAUUACUUUAGUUUGUGGAGCAUCACUGAAGAAACCCUUAAAGCCAGAAUGUUAGCAGAUAUUUUUCUUCUUGUGUAUUUUCUAAAUGUGUUUGUGUACUGGAUGAUAACAGUGGGCACAUUGUUAAAGUGACUUUGUAUUUAAGGUUUCUCUGUGCAUGCCCGUGCAUAAUGAGAGCACUGGCUCGCCCUCUCUCUCCUCCCUCCUGUGCUGAGGUCACAGACGCGUUCAGACAGACUCGCCUGGCAGAACUCAAACUGCUUCUCACAGAGCAGAUAGAGGGAGUUAAGGGAGGAGGAAACAGGAGGAAAUCUGUUUGCCGUUUGAUGUUGGAUUCUUUAGCAGAGAUAUGAGCCUGAGGAUCAGCAGACACUGAGACGACCGACAUGGACAAACAGAAAGUGCUGGCCAAGCUGAUCUGGGAUCUGCAGUCCUUCCUGUCUGUUCUGGACUCAGAGAACCUGAGUUACAUCGCUCAGGCUCAGAAGAAAUCCAUCUCAGAGCUGCUGUCCACGCUGCAGAAUCAGGACGCUCCAGUGGAAGAUGCCGAGUACAUGAUCAUGAGCUGUCCAUCAUCGUCUCCUAGCAACGAGCUGACAGACACACCUGCAAAAGCUGUCCGGGCCUCUGAGCUGGUCUCAAAUCAGGACCUGUCUGCAUGGCUGAGGAACGGGCUGCAGGGCCCCAAGGUGCCGCCCCACCCUCCAGGAGGUCUAGGAGGUGACGAUGAUGACGAAGAUACGUACGAGGAGGCAGAACCUUACGUCCCUGCCGACGCCACCGCGUCCAACACUGAGAAGGCGGAGUCAGACAGCAGCCACUACGAGUCCUACGAUGAGGAAGACGAUGAUGAUGGAGGGGAGGAGCUUGUGAAGGACAGAGCUCACUACAUCCGGUGGAGCGCCUCACAGCCCUGCCUAAAGCCCACGCCAGAGUCCCGCCUCUGCGGGUACCUGUGGAGGAGGAAGUGGCUCGGGCAGUGGAGCAAAGAGCUGUUCAUCAUCAGGAACGAUGUGCUGCUGUGUUAUAAGUGCGCCCGGGACCUGCUGCCUCAGCUGGAGUUGAACCUGCGCGGCUGUCAGCUCGUCUACAAGUCAAAGAGCAGCAGGAAGAUCCAACACCAGCUCAAACUGGUGCUGCUGGGCUCGGAGACGCUGGUGCUGGGCUACAGCACUUUCCAGCAGGCCGAUGAGUGGAAGAAGGUGAUCGAGGAGGUGAGCAUCGCAGGAGAAACGGAGAUGCACAGCUACUCGUCUCUGAAUAAGUCAGACCAGCUGCUGUCCUGCAGGUCCAGUAUAGUCCAGUCUGACUCUGACGAGGAGGAAGCUUCAGCUCGCUGCAGCCUCAGCAAGAACAAAGGUUUCCUGAACGUACUGAUGAACUGCCAGUGGCAGAGUUUACUGUGUCGGGUGGAGGCCGGGGUCCUCAACAUGUUCGGAGAGGAGGAGGAGGUGGUGCAGGGGGAGCGCUCGCCUCAGUACACCGUCCAGCUCAGAGGCUGUGAGGUCAAACCCGACACCAAGCACUGCUACAGGAUCACACUGAGCAUGCUCGAUGACCAGAUGGCGGUGCUGGAGGUGAGCAGCUCAGAGGAGAAGCAGCGGUGGUUGAAGCUGCUGGAGGACGGCGCUGCGUAUUACUGUCACCAUGACAACAAAACACAGGAGCACUCAGGUGUAACUCUCAGUGGGCUGCAGACUCGCAGGUUUCCCUCCUCCAACACCUACAUGGACGACCCCUUCCACCUGAGCGAGCCGGGCCGAGACCAGCCCAUCUACUCCAACACCUCCGUCCUGGGGCACAUGCUCCACGGCUCUCAGGGUUCGAUUCGCUGCAGCUCGGUGUCGUCCAAAGGCUCAGUGACCUACAGCAACACCGUCCUCAGCGGCCACAACAGGAAGUCGGCCGAAGUGCAGCGAAGCAUUCAGAAGCUCGAGCUGACCGACAGGAAGGUAGUGCCGCUGAGGGCGGGGUCAGAGAUCAACUUGGCAUCCAGCACAAAGCAAAACAAGCGCACCUCCUUCAGACAGUCCCUGGCCAUCUACAGUGAGCGCGCUCAGGCUGGCAUCCUGAACCCUCUGCUGCGACGGACGGCCUCAGCUAAAAACUCCCUGAGACGGGCUCCUUCGGCGCUGUUCAUUGAACACGGAAAAGUUUUCCAGAGGAGGAAGGAAUGGGAAACUAAAGCAGCUGCUUGACACCGGCUGCGCGGCUAAUAUCACAUCCCAUCAACUAGUGUGGACUGGUUUUUUUGGGGUUUUUUUUUC
Maylandia zebra (zebra mbuna) is the source of this 2645-nucleotide messenger RNA. RefSeq names its product actin filament-associated protein 1-like 2. Gene Ontology annotation, cellular component: cytosol. The record is from RefSeq and is a predicted model, not a curated record. Gene Ontology annotation, molecular function: SH3 domain binding. NCBI's taxonomy places the organism in Eukaryota, Metazoa, Chordata, Actinopteri, Cichliformes, Cichlidae.